This is a messenger RNA of Ostrea edulis (European flat oyster), 8183 nucleotides long. RefSeq names its product tubulin polyglutamylase TTLL5-like. Gene Ontology annotation, molecular function: tubulin-glutamic acid ligase activity; tubulin binding. Lineage: Eukaryota; Metazoa; Mollusca; Bivalvia; Ostreida; Ostreidae. Bases 172 to 4569 code for a protein of 1465 amino acids. The transcript is spliced from 36 exons. Gene Ontology annotation, cellular component: cilium. The record is from RefSeq and is a predicted model, not a curated record. Gene Ontology annotation, biological process: protein polyglutamylation; microtubule cytoskeleton organization.
AAUAUUUCAUAAUUAUUUUCGACUUACCCACAAUUCCGUGUAUCCAUCGCGCCUGCUUGCCCUGUCUGAACCUGUAAAUUGAACAAUAUUAUGGAUGUUUGAUGCUGUAUAAGUGAAUUAUGGUUGAUGGAAUCAUGACCUAGAACAUUGAGGCACAGCAUCAGUGGAAGAAUGGCUUCUAAACCAGGUGAUUCCGACGCUGGUUCAUUGACUCCGUCGGAGCCCAGUGAUGGGGAUGAUCGGAGUGACCGGGAUUCAGAUUACGAGAGUGACGAGGAAGAGGAGCACAGUGAGAAACUGAACAUACAAUGGACGGGAUAUGCCAGAAGAACCCCUGUCAUUCUCUUCUGUCCAGAGGCCAUGCUGGCAAAAAAAGGACCAAAGAAGACUGUUGGAGAGAGGUACCACAUGACGUACAAGUUUGGAAGCUCGGAAUGUAAAAUUGUCCGAAACAUCUUCAACUACCAUGGAUUACACGAGGUUCAUCCCAACAGUUCUGAUUUUAACAUCAUCUGGACAGGAGGCCACCUUAAACCAUUCACUUUACGCAGUCUGACAGAGUUUCAGAGAGUAAAUCAUUUCCCUCGUUCCUACGAAAUCACGAGAAAAGACAGACUCUUCAAAAACAUCCAGAGAAUGCAACAAAUUAAAGGUGUGAAACAUUUUGACUUCAUUCCCCAAAGCUACAUACUACCCAGUGAAUAUCAGGAUUUUUGUGCUGCCUUUUUAAGGGAGAAGGGUUUAUGGAUAGUAAAGCCAGUAGCCUCUUCCCGUGGGCGUGGUGUGUUUUUGUGUAAUCAUCCUGAUCAAGUGCCAUUAGAUGAAAACCUGAUUGUAUGUAAAUAUAUAUCCAAUCCACUGUUAAUUGAUGGUUUCAAGUUUGACAUCCGAUUGUACGUGUGUGUGACCUCCUACGACCCACUCUGCAUUUACCUGUUUGAAGAAGGACUUACUAGGUUUGCCACAGUGAGAUAUGAGAAGAGCAACCGGCACAUCAGGAAUCAGUGUAUGCAUCUGACCAACUACAGCGUCAACAAGAAAAGUGAUGACUAUGUCAAGAAUGAUGACCCGGAUGUAGAGGAUUAUGGCAAUAAAUGGUCACUGGGUGCAUUCCUGCGUUACAUCAGGUCAAGGGGCAGGGACACAGCAGCUCUGAUGAUGAGGAUUGAGGAUGUGAUCAUCAAGACGAUCGUCUCUGUGGAGGUUCCAGUAGCUACUGCCUGUAAAAUGUUCAUGCCAUUUCGAGGAAACUGUUUUGAAUUAUAUGGGUUUGAUAUUUUAGUCGAUGAUAACCUAAAGCCAUGGGUGCUAGAGGUCAAUCUGUCCCCAUCCCUUGCAUGUGAUUCCCCAUUAGACUCCAAGAUUAAAACAAAUAUGAUGUGUGAUGUGUUCAGUCUCUCAGGCGUAGUCUGUCAUGAUCCGAUGAUGAGAACUCUACAGCAAAGUCGACGCAAUCAAGAAGUCACUGCCAAAAUAGCUGCACGUGCCAAGAAAGAGCGGACCAUACAUGAAAAGAUCUCGUCUGCUCGAUAUAGACCCUCUUCUGCAUCAUCAGUGAAACAGAGGCCCCAGUCUGCGGGAAGUUCAUCUGGAAGUCGACCAGGAAAUCCUCAGCCACGUGGCAUGGCUGGCCUAAACAGCGAGGAGAUCAAGAUUUUGCGACGCCUGAAAGAGGAGGACCAGCGGAAGGGGGGCUGGGUCCGGAUAUUCCCUACCCCUGACUCCUGGGAUCUUUACUCCGCAUUUCUCCAGUUUUCAACAACUCACAACUUGAUGGUGCACAGUCGACUCUAUCCAGAAAGACAUAAAGGAGGCUCUCAGCAUGCGAAAAGUGUGGCAUCGACAUCAACAGGUCAAAGGGCAAAGAUAAGUCCCAGCUUCAGAACCAAGAAAUCCAAACUUGUGAAACAUACAGUGAGUGCUUAUGCAUCUAUUGGAGGAUCUAUGAAGUCAGACCCAGAGUUUGCUGAGUGUUAUGCCCAAGCAAUCAACAGGACAAAACAGUAUGAGAGAAAACUGGGAACAGCAAGGAGAGGAAAAAGGAAAAAUAAACGAAAAGGGAAAGGGAGGCCUAAGCUAGCUCAGGGUGUUGUUGAAGACAAUGAUGAAGUUGAGGAUAAAGCUGAAGAAUCUGAUGAGGAAAAUGAUGAAGAGAAAGAGGAAAAGCAGAAGGAAUCUCGGAGCUCCUCGCCAGUGGAGGAGGAGAAAAAUAAAGUGGAGGUAGAGGUGGAUGUUGUGACAGAUGGGGAUGAGAUCCCUCAGGAAAAAUCCACAGCACAGAAUGAUCCAAAACCAGAACAGGACAAGCCUCCCAAACCCCAACGAGUCCAGGUGAAAUUGCCGCUUAAGAAGGCACAGGAGAAUCCCUCCGAGGAGAAACCUGAGGCUCCCCCCAAACUCCCAUCCCCUCCUCCAGAACCCAAGUAUAAUGUGGUAGAACUGUUACAGAAAGGCAGGACACUUAGUAAAUGUCAGGCCAGAGGAGCGUUUGCAAUGUAUCUCGUGCGGGUUCAGCAACGCUUGAUAUUGGAGGCAGGACCAUCCAAUCAGGAUGACUCGGAUGCUCUCAAUGAACAAAUGGACCUAGUGUUGAGGUUUCUGAAGAGGGCAGCAGUGAAUCUCCAACAGCCAUUUAAGGUGGUAGUUCCCAGUCGGAAACUCCCUCUUGCAGACAGGAGAAGGAUACUUGCCAAACAGCUCGGAGAUUUUGUCCAUAUCUACAACAAAGAGACCGAGCAGUUGAAUUUGAAGCGUCAACAGGAGAGACAGCAGGGUAAGAUUGCAGAGGUCCACCCCACAACUGCAGAGGCGGAGUCCCAGGUUGUGUGUGAGGAAAAGUUUGACAAGUUCGUCAAUAUCGCCAGUGAAGGAGAGUUGGAGGAAGUCCUGACAACCUACACAAAGAUAAACAAAUCAGCUAGCAUAUUUCUGGGAGGUCAUCCCAAGAAUUCUGUCACUGAUAAUAAUGGUCAGUCUCGUCCUGCCUCAACAUUUCAACACUCUAGACCUCCCUCUGGAUGCCCCACUCGUUCCUCCAAUGCUGUCCCCAACCGGCCGCCCAUCUCUAGACAGAGCUCCAUACUACAAAACAGGCCAGGCUCUGGGAACUUGGCUCGGUCAGCUAACACGUCAACUUCUGAUUCAAAUGUUGGGAAGAAAAAAGACAGCGAGGAGACAAUUGAAGUGACGCCUAAAACGAUAAAUGGCUGGGAAGACACGCCUAAGUUUGCUAGCGAGAGUAGCAUAACCACAACCACCACAACGAACACUCGAUCUACCGCUCAGAUUGGCGAGCCACCACAUUCACGCGUGUACCACACACCUUCUCAAUCCUCAUAUGCUAAUGCUGUGCAGGUAUACACACAGAAACUAACCUCCAACCGACCCCGGUCAGCGACCUCUGGUGGACACAGGACAGCUCCACCUCCCAUACCUUCUGUAGACCCCCCUUCAGAGGAUUACAUACAUAUUCCCACACCUACAAACUAUAUACCUGUGCCAGGUGUUAUGACCAAGCCUUUCACCCGACCUAUGUCCGCCCUGAACCGUCCAUCGUCAGCCAACCCUUAUGCUACAACUAACCCAACUGUUGAUUCCUACAAUGACCAGGCAAUCCAUGAUGCUCUUCAGAGACUGGCUCUCCGCCAACAGGCACGGCAGUACUCGGCCUUUAACGGGACUAGUAUGAUUAACGAGGAGGUGCGCAGCUCGUCCUCUCAGAGAAUUGGGCAGGGUGACGUCCCCCAGUAUGGCAGUACUUCUUCAUUAGUAGAUGCUACAUACACAGUCAACAAACCCGGUAGCUAUGAUAAAGAGGUUCCUUCUAACUCUGGGUAUAUUGGCACUGGAGGGGACAGGGUGCAGACAAAUACACCGGUGUACACAGAACAAUCCAGGGGUGAUCAUUACUCCAGACCCACAGAAAGUCUCAAAUAUAACUCAUCAAAUGUGAUCACAGAGGAUUUAAGAAACAGGCCCCCUUCUGGUCAAGGUCGUAGAAGGAUGGAGGUGAAAUCGGCCCCAGGGUCAAGGAAACCUGUCCAAUCAAAUGUGAACCUACGAAGUGCCAAUGCAACUUUUAAUAGUUUUAUUGAAGACUCUAGUGGAACGACCUGGCAAAAUGACCUUGCAAGUGCUUAUAACCAGGUCACAGGAGUGUUGCCUAGCAACUAUCACACAGCAUCUCAGUCUAGUAAACAAUUUCAAUUGAUGCAACAGCAGGCUGCUCUGAAACAGCAGAGUAAAGUCAUGUUGGAGCAGAGCAAAGCCAAACACCAGGCCAUGAUUGCUCAAGCUCAUGCGGUGCAGAAGUCCGUCCAACAACAGCAACAGAAGCUGGACCAGGACAUAGAGAGCACCAUACAGAAGUACGCCCCCAAACCCCCGGUCCAGCCCCCACACUCUAGGAAACUGCCCAGCUCACACAGGGUCCAAAGGUCUGCAGUGCCCGAUGAAUCUUUAAAUUUCAAUUUCUACAACAGCUUGCAGUUUGACCAACACACCGGGCGCACUAGAUCUACUCCAGGUACCCUACACACACUAUCACCACCUCUUAGUUUUACUAAUUAAAAUAGACCACAAAAUUGUUUAGGGUGGGGGAGGUUUUGGAUUAUGUAUUUUGUAUACUGAUACAUGUAUACAGGGUACUUUAUGAGGAAUGGCUUCGAUAUUGAUUUAAUGCCAAUCCAUUGGUAGGACAAUUCCAUUAUCAGUCAGGGCAUUUUUUUUUUUAACAAAAUGAUUGAGAAAUAUGUUUGUGAUGAAUAUCAACAAACAAGUUUCAUUAUAAGAGCAAUUUGGAUAACUGUUCUAAAGAAUUUCCAAACUCCAAAACUUGUGUUUUCCCAAUAUUGUGUGAAGUAUACCAUAUUUUUUAUUGGAAAUAUAAAUUACUACAAAACAAUGCUUAUCAAAUUGUACCAAACAGAUCAAAUCCCCUUUAUGAUUUAAUCGGAAAUUAAUGCUUUGUUAUCAAUUUUAUUUUCUCUAUUUGAUUUAUAUACAUGUAUGUGUGUAAACACUUCCUGAUACCAGCCAGCAAUGAUGUAACACUGACUGUGUACUAAUACUCACUUCAUAAGUUACUUGUAUUACAAUGAGUUCAGAUUCUAUACUAAAUUCAUGAUUAUCCUUGGUAAAAUAGAUUUCAAUAAUAAAGUAUUAUAUGCAUGACGUAGAGGCUUGUAUCAUAUGCUCUGUGUAGCUUGAGCAGAUAUUGUAGAUGCUUAUUAGAAUAUAUAUGUAUAUAUAUUUAUAGACCAGUUUUAUGUGAAAUUCGUGAAAAUUCUUGGAGAUGAUGAAAAGUUUUUAUUGCUUACUAUACACAUACCUGUGUUAAACUGACAUGAUUGCCUUUGCAGGGUAUUGAGUCUUCAACCUCUGGAGCAGAUCCUAGAUUUAUACUUUCCUAAAAAUAGAUGAACUGAUAAAUAAAAGAAUCAAGGAAGUUUUGAAGAAGACUGGCUUUGGUUUUGGCUCUGUUGUAUGUUAUACAUAUACUUAUAAUAUCAAAAAUAUACAGUUUGUGUGAUUUAGGGUAUAAAAUAGAGACUUUAUGUGGAAAACUUGAUAAAGCUAUUUUUUGUAUGUUUGUGCACAAUAUAUUGCCUGGGUUUUAUGUGGAAAGUUAUUAUGUAAUAUAUGAGUGAGAAUUGAAGGUAGUGUGAUUUAGAUAUUUUAUUUAUCAAAACAAAGCCGUCCAUAUUGUUGACAUAAUUAUGUUGUCUUGUGUAUCAAUUUUAUUUAUUGAGAGAUUCAGAAAUGUGGUUUGAACUAUAUAUAUAUAUAUGGUAGUAAAUGUAACUUGAGGAAAUGUAUUUUCUCAUGGAAAUGCUGCCCAAGUCGAAAAGCAAAGAACAUUGUGCAAGAGAGACUAUUUUCUGCCCCAUUUAUAACAUUUUGAGAUGGAAAUUUAUAUAUAAUUUCCAUGUGAAACUUUAGAAUAUUACAUUGAUUCAAAGCAGUAUAAAUUCAUUGCUAUUGUGAUGUCUCAUAUAGUUUAUAUGAUGACUUGAAAGUGAUGUAAUUUUCUAUUUGUUACAAUAUUUCAGUAAAAAUGUUUCCUUGUUGAUUUUUUUUGGGGAAUCAUAUAUAGCCUGAGCUUGAUAGACGCCGUUUUACACUAUAAUGAGAGAAACGUUUAAUUAAUGAUAUUGGUGUCUAAUGAUGCCCGAGCUGUGAUUUUUCUAAUCAAAAUGUGGGUAAUAUUUGGGACUAUUUUAGAGAAAUCAAUGAAAAUCUAUUCAUUUUGUGACGUCAUAGAAGAGUCAUAAACAAACAUUGUUAUCAACACCUAUGCAUGUUACAGACAGUUUAUUAGAUUGUUAAAUCAUUUGAAAUUUAUGUUUUCAGGGGCAGAUAUUAGUAAUGUACCAAAUAUAGUCUUUUGAUUCUUUGUCGUAGAUUGAAAUAAUGUAUGUGUCUUUGUAGUAAGUGAAAUAACUUAUUCUAAGGUUAAACCAAGGAAAUAGAAUGGUAUGACAUGGCAGGGUUUUUAUUAUGCACGGAAAUAUCUUCAAAUCAUAAAUAAAUCAUAUUUAUUAUGUCAAACUGAAAACAGGUUUAAUUUUAUCAAUUAACUUUGAUAUUUUAAUCAGAUGCAUUCUAAUUCAUACAAAGAAUAUCUUGUUUGUUGCUUAAAAAGUACAUGCAUAUUUUAUUGUCUAGCUGGGUUUUUUUAUGAUGUUAUAUAACAACUGUGAUAAUCUUAUUUUGUUCUUUUUUUAUUGUUUUUUUUUUUUUUUUGAUUGUAUUUUUUUUUAAGUCUCAAUGCUCCUGAUUGGUGGGGAUUUUAUUUACUUAGUCACUUGUAAGCAUGCUAUGAAAACUUUCUUAGGAUUUAUCUUAAGUCAUUAUUUAAGUCAUAUUAAAGUCAUUUUCCAAAUCAACAAUAAGUUGAUUCUUCCAUUUUAAACGUAACUUCAAGUCAAGUCUGUAGCCAUCCUAAAAUUUGAUUAUUUUUUAUCAUUGAAGAUUCAUCUAUUUGAUUUAUAUAUUAAUUGAAACUGUUUAGACUGUUGAGGCCAACCUUUGAUGCACCAUAUUCCUAGGGAUAGCAUGUCUACAGUUAUUUUUGUUUACAAAAUAAUUUGAAAUCUACGACUUGUACAAACAGAAGUAGAUUUUAAGGGGCUACAUUGCAGCCCUCUUCAAGGAGUCCCUUCAUUCUGUUUUUUAUCUGUUAAUUAUUUUAAUUGGAUGCCUUUAGAUAUCUUUUUGAAAAUUAUUUUAUUACAUAUAUACAGCAUUAAUAUAAUUUAUUUCUGUGGUCUUGUAUUUUGAAAAUUUUGCCUUCAGAGUAUGAAUCUGAAUUUUUUCUUGGUUCAUUCCAGCAUUACUGAUGAUUAAGAAUUGGUGACUUAUAAGAGAUAGAGGGAGAGAGAGAGAGAGAGGGGGGGGGGGGGGGAGAGCAGUAUUAGUUAGCAUUGUCUGAGGACUACAAGGACUAGCCACUUUUAGAAUAUUAAGUUCUACAAGUUUACAGUACCUUGCUAGAAUCAAAUACCGGUAUAUAGCUACAUGUAUAUGUAUAUAUCGGUUCAAAAUUGAAUAGAUCUUACAAAUUUUACAGUCUUUCAUGUCACAAAAAGUGAUUGAGGCUCUAUUGUUUUUAUGUUUUAAUAGAAAUAUCACACAUUUUCAUUAUCAUUAAGUCAUUGACAUUAAAAUCUUAUAGUUAUUAAAGAUCAGCUUUCAAAAAUAACGAAGUUUUAUGUAAUAUCAUAAAUUGUUACUAAAACGCGAGUUCAACAAAUUUAUGUUUGUUCUGCAUAUAAAUAUGAUCUGGUUGCAUGUCAUUCUGGGCCAUGCCUAUAUCACAAGGUGUUGGAAUUGCAAUUAAAAUGUUCAAUUUAUUAAAAUGUAGGCAUUAAUUAAAGCAUUUGCUUUGUACUUUUAUUGAGAUUGUGGUUUAUCGCCCAAAAGAGUGACAUAAAUUUAUAUUGAAAUAGCAGGUUUCUGGUGUUAAUAGGAAACCAAGAGUGAUUUACUGCUACAAGGUGUUUUCUAGAUCAAUUGCAUUAUGUGAAUAGAUUCUAUUGGUGCUGAGAAAAAAAACCCCAUUUCCUGCUCAAAUGCUUCUUUAUUGACAAGUUCUGGAGGAUAAUUCUAAUCACAUUCGAUACCUCUAUGUUCUAUAUUCACAUUCCGUAUAAAAAUGUGAUUAAUAAAUUAUUAAAUCUGCA